UUAGGCGAUAAUGAAGUUGUAGCGAGGUACGUGCGAGAUGAUAAUGGGAAUAUCUUGGCGUGAAUGAAGACUAUAUAAUGCGUUUGAUCUCGCCGUAAAGGAAUCUCCAUCCAACACAAUCAUUACUAUCCUUUCAAAAUGAUCUCAAGAGUACUUGCCAUUUCUUCUCUUCUGGCUGCGGCCCGCGCCCAACAGAUUGGUACAAACACCGCAGAGGUGCAUCCUGCCCUCACGGUCAGUCAAUGUACUGCCAGUGGCUGUACUACUUCCAGUCAGUCUAUUGUCGUCGACGCCAACUGGAGAUGGCUCCACACGACCAGUGGUUACACCAAUUGCUACACAGGCAACUCUUGGGACGCCACUCUUUGCCCUGAUGCAGUAACAUGCGCUGCAAACUGUGCUUUGGAUGGUGCCGAUUAUUCUGGAACUUAUGGAAUUACCACGAGUGGCAAUUCGGUUAAGCUCAACUUCGUCACCAAGGGUACAAACACCAACGUCGGUUCUCGUACCUAUUUGAUGGCUGCUGGAUCAAAAACACAAUAUCAAUUGCUUAAGCUUUUGGGACAAGAGUUCACAUUCGAUGUGGACGUUUCGAACCUCCCAUGUGGUCUCAACGGCGCCUUGUACUUUGCUGAAAUGGACGCCGAUGGAGGAGUGUCUCGCUUCCCAACCAACAAGGUAACCAAUAACUCCAAGUCUGUUUGCGUAACAAAUGCUGAUUGUUUUCUUUUAGGCUGGUGCCCAAUAUGGUACAGGUUACUGUGAUGCCCAAUGUCCACAAGACAUCAAGUUCAUCAACGGUCAAGUAAGUAGCCUGUGAUAUCUUUCAAAUUUUUCAUCAUGUCCUGACUAUACCACAGGCAAACUCCGUUGGCUGGACUCCUUCCACCAAUGACGUGAACACUGGCACAGGACAAUAUGGUUCAUGCUGUUCAGAGAUGGAUAUUUGGGAGGCAAACAAGAUUUCUGCCGCUUAUACUCCUCAUCCAUGUUCAGUCGACGGACAAACUCGUUGCACCGGAACAGAUUGCGGCAUUGGAGCCAGAUACUCCUCCCUAUGCGAUGCUGACGGAUGUGACUUCAACUCUUACCGCAUGGGCAACACGGGAUUCUAUGGUGCAGGUCUUACUGUAGACACCGGCAAAGUCUUCACCGUCGUCACUCAAUUUAUCACCAACGAUGGAACAACAUCUGGCACUUUGAGCGAAAUCCGCAGAUUCUACGUUCAGAACGGCAAAGUUAUCCCCAACUCCCAAUCUAAGGUUACUGGAGUUUCUGGCAAUUCUAUCACCGACUCUUUCUGUGCCGCACAAAAGACUGCUUUCGGCGACACCAACGAGUUCGCCACCAAGGGAGGUCUUGCUACCAUGAGCAAAGCCUUGGCAAAGGGAAUGGUACUUGUUAUGUCCAUCUGGGACGACCAUUCCGCCAACAUGUUGUGGCUCGAUGCCCCAUACCCAGCAAGCAAAUCUCCAAGUGCUGCCGGUGUCAGCCGAGGAACUUGCAGCGCCAGUUCAGGUACUCCCGCAGACGUCGAGGCCAACUCUCCAGGCGCCUCUGUCACCUACUCCAACAUCAAAUGGGGCCCCAUCAACUCCACCUACUCAGCUGGCACUGGCUCUGGCUCUGGCACUGGCACUGGCUCUACAACCACAUUGGUUAGCUCCGUACCAAGCUCCACUCCAACUUCUACUACUGGUGUUCCCAAAUACGGCCAGUGUGGAGGUAGCGGAUACACCGGAUCAACCAACUGCAUCGCAAGCACCUGUGUUUCCAUGGGUCAAUACUACUCCCAAUGCCAGUAAAUUCUCUCUUUUUGGAAACAAUUUAGUUUUCGAUCGAGAGCAGAGAUCUCAACGAGUCUGUACAUAGGGUCGGCUAGAUGUUGAUCACAUUCUUUCAUGUAUUUAGUUAUUAACAAUUUGAAAUCGCGAUUCCAAGACGGGAAAAGAGAAGCAGGACACAUGGGCACAUAAUGAAGUCAAUCG
This is a messenger RNA of Sclerotinia trifoliorum, 1988 nucleotides long. The record is from the annotation of a GenBank genome assembly. NCBI's taxonomy places the organism in Eukaryota, Fungi, Ascomycota, Leotiomycetes, Helotiales, Sclerotiniaceae.